AUGACUGUGAGCCUUGUGGCAAGGCCUUUGGCAGUCAAAGUGCCUUGGAUCAGCAUCUCCGAGACUCGCCAGCGCAUAAGAUCAGAUAUGGCUGUGAGCCUUGUGGCAGCUCUUUCGUCAGUCAAAGCGCCUUGGAUCAGCAUCUCCGAGACUCACCAGCGCAUGCAGCUACCUACGACUGCCUUUGGCAGUCAAAGUGCCCUGGAGCAACAUAUCCAGUAUUCAAGAGCACACAUCGCAGCACCCAGAACGCCGCUGGAUAUGUUCUUCCAAUCCUUCACAGGCUUCAUGUACAAUCAAGCAUUACCUCCCUCAGACUCAUAUACCCAACUCAAAAGAUUCCGUCGCUGGGGAGAUAAUGAUCCAGAGGAUAAAAGAGCAUGGAAACAGUACCAGUCUGCUCUAGAAUUGGAGGUAAAGAUGUGGUUUGGGGCAGAGGAUGACCUUGGUGCCUGGCAUUCUCUUUGUCGCGCUAUCGGAAUUGAGCCUUUGCCUGUAACCUGUGGGCAAGCUGUGAAGGUAGGUAAUUAUCUCGAGUCCGUAAUAUCGCGUGUUUAUGCAGGGCUUCAACUGGAAGAUUGGAAGUCAGUAUUAUGA
Molecule: messenger RNA, 597 nt
Organism: Penicillium concentricum
Lineage: Eukaryota; Fungi; Ascomycota; Eurotiomycetes; Eurotiales; Aspergillaceae
Exons: 2
Coding region: 1-597 (198 amino acids)
Source: RefSeq, a predicted model, not a curated record